GAAUGAGGCUAGAGGUAGCAGGUGAUUUGUAAUGUAGGGGAGAUGGUGGGGCUGGAGGCCCUCAUAUCCCUCUCCACUACACCAACACACCUCUACUUACCCUCCACAUACUACUUACUCUCACUUGAUGAGCAGAACCUGUAUGGCUGACACCGUGUUAGCAGUGCCUUGCUACUACGGUGUGAAGACAUUAGUCUGACACAUCUACCAUGAAAUCAUCACUAGACUAAGGAUUCACCUACUAUUAUGUGAGAGCUGGGGAGGUGUGUUGCCCAGAUCCCAGGUGUCGGUCAUGUGCGACAACCUUACUCACGUCUCCACCGACAACCAGCUGCCGACAACCUCCACCAAAGACUCUCCACUUCUGUCUAGUGAGGACGACCUUGUGUGCCACGGUAGUGAUGACCCGCGACCACAGGAGCCGCCACAAGACACAUUACAAGAGCACUUAGGGUCAGAGUGUAGCGGUGACGUGCCAGUGUGCGUGGACGAUGAUCCCGCCACCUGUGUGAUCACACACUCGUCCCUCUCACUGGAACACCUGCCACACCUGGAGCACCUGGUGGUCCUCCAGCCUCUCAGUUGCUUCCCAACUCCUGCAGCCCAAGUCGCUGAGACUCCUGAAGGUACCUCACCUUGCACCCUUCCUGGAGGUCAACUGGAUGCCCCAGUACCACGUGCUGACAUGACCUACAGUACCGAGAGCCGCCAACUAGCGGUGGUCACUUCCACCCCCAUCUCUCACUUCACACACAUCAGGUGUAGGGACACGAAGAAAAAAUGUAAGAGUGUGUACAAACAUGUGCCACACAAGGAGAAGCCGCCUCAGCUAGUGGCUCGACGUAAUGCUCGGGAGCGCCGGAGGGUACAAUCUGUUAAUGUGGCCUUUGCUAGGCUCAGGCGGGCAGUACCCUGCACCAGCGGACGAAGUAAGCGAGUGAGCAAAGUGAAGACUCUCCAGGGGGCGAUAGACUACAUCUACCACUUGCAGGAAUUAUUGCACCACACCAACAACACUAACUGUUCUGCCUUCUGUCACCUCGAGCCUAGUAACACCUGCAACAUGCUUCAAUAUAACACCGAGAUCAGUACCUUUAGCAAUAUGAGUGAGGGUAGAAAUGAAGUCUCUGACCCAUGUGAAGGAGUGUGGUGGGGUAGAGCAAGGUGAAAGCUGCCUCCUACAUCGUUCCCUCUCAUACACAACCUACCACCAUCACCACCACUGCUCAAACCAACAGGAGUUGCAGGAGCAGCAGUACGUAAGUGAUUGUAUUUCGAUGACUGAUUACUGAGCGAAGUCAACAUGCAAAACACAUCAGAAAACAUUACUCUCUGAGAGUAAUAUUCGUGGAACAUAUACUUGUUAACGCGGAAGAAGCGUUAAACCCGUAGGAGAUAUACAGUGCCUGGGAGAUGAUAAGUAAUUACGUUUAAUUUAAAAGGAAUGUAUCUCUAAUUCCUUGGACCAAGAACCCUUCACCGGCAUCAGUGCACCCCUUCAGGAAAUUUAAGAUAGCCUUCUCGGAUCACAGUUUUCCCCAUCCGAAUUUUUAUUUAGUAUAUUCUCUCAGCUGCCCAUUGGUGGUCACAGUGUCUCUUCAGUUUGUCGUCUCUGCAGUUCGUAUUAUUCUUGAUUACUUGCAGGUUGUUAGUAUUAUGUGUGUUGCCUCAUUUUGUUAUAUUCACAAGAAAGUGUUAAACCUGAGUUGUCGUCACAUAGAUGAUCCUUUAAUAUACUAAACCUGAUAAGACUCUCGCAAUAUUUAGGUAUCUUUAUUCCUAAUCGUUUCGCCUACACAGUAGGCUUUUCAGUCGAAUAUAGAAGAAGUAGUGGAGAUAUAGAGAUGAUGUAAUUCUGCACUCUCUAGAAAGGAGUAAAAUUAGGGGGGAUAUGACUGAGGUUUAUGACUGAGAAACAGGAAUAUGUAAAGGGGAUGUAAAUAACGUGUUAAAAAUAUCUAAGACAGGACUCGCAACAAUAAAUUCAAUUUGAAAAAUUUAGAUUUAGAGAGGUUAUAGGAAAGCAGUGGUUUGGUUAGAGUUGUGGGUGAGUGGAACAAACUCCCAGGUAGAGUUACUGAAACAAAAACCUGGAAUAGCUUUAAAAAUAGGUUAGAGAUGUACUUGAGUGCGUGUGGGUGGGUUUGAGUUAGACCUGCCUAGCUUGGACCAGUAGGCUUGCAGCAAAGAUCUUUCUUAAGUGGGUGUGCCUAGCAUGAGUCAGUAGUCCUGCUGCAGUACGUAAAUGACUGACUAGUUCUCAGGUACACACAAAGGCUAAUAUUUUAUUCGGUAGCUCUGAUGAGUCUCCAUACUAAGAUCCCGACCAAUAUUAAACAAUUUAAUGCCUUUACAUUCCUUCUAGGAAAAGAGGUUUGAUGCUAAUGGAGGGGCUUAUUCAGCAGUUAUUUAUGAAUAUAACAAUAAAUCAUGAUUUAACAAUAACAAUCCCAUAACAAUAAAUAAUGUACAUGUUAACAAUAAAUCAAUGUACAUGAUUUAAAUUGUUUAAGGCAUUAAAUUAUUUAAUGUUGAUCAGGGAUCUUGCUAAUAUGAAGACUCAUCAGAGCUACAGAAUAAAAUAUUCGUUUUUAAAAAGUCUACCAUGUGUGUCCCUGAGAACAAAUAAGUUACUGUUAUUUGUUUAUUUUUUAAAGGCUUACUGCUCUACAGCAUUGUUCUGUGGUGAUAGUUAAAUGAAUUUAAACAUUUUGUCCAUGUGUAGGUGUUUUAAUUAAAUACAUAUGCAAUAUGGAGGUGGUUUAUGGUAGUUUGGUCAGGACAUGACACAUCAACACUCGCAAAAUUAUCGUUAAAAAAUUGUUGAUGUAACACCUAGUCAGGCAGUAAAAUAAUUAUAAAUUUAGUGUAAACAUAAUACUAUUACCUGGAAGAACAAACACUACAAUAGUUAGAUGAACAUAAAAAAUGUAUUAAAAUAUAUAAUCAAUGUCAGAAUAAUUUAAACAAAACUAAUAACAGAUGUUAGAUCAGAUCUGGAGAUCAUAAUACUGCACGAAAAUUAAAUAAUAUUUGUCACAAAUUCCUAAGACUUAUUAAAGGGAAAAUUUUAUAAGUUAACAUAAGAAUUUAAUAGCUAAAACAUUAAUAUAAAAAAAAUACUUGACAAAUCAAACAAUAAUAAAAAUACUGAUGAGAAAUUAAUAGCUAAACUUUACUUGACGCAUGAGCCAGUAGGCCUGCCUAGCAUGAGCCAGUAGGCCUGCCUAGCAUGAGCCAGUAGGCCUGCCUAGCAUGAGCCAGUAGGCCUGCCUAGCAUGAGCCAGUAGGCCUGCCUAGCAUGAGCCAGUA
Molecule: messenger RNA, 3312 nt
Organism: Cherax quadricarinatus
Lineage: Eukaryota; Metazoa; Arthropoda; Malacostraca; Decapoda; Parastacidae
Biological process (GO): developmental process; regulation of transcription by RNA polymerase II
Molecular function (GO): protein dimerization activity; RNA polymerase II transcription regulatory region sequence-specific DNA binding; DNA-binding transcription factor activity, RNA polymerase II-specific
Source: RefSeq, a predicted model, not a curated record